Ectocarpus siliculosus is the source of this 5424-nucleotide messenger RNA. The record is from the annotation of a GenBank genome assembly. NCBI's taxonomy places the organism in Eukaryota, Phaeophyceae, Ectocarpales, Ectocarpaceae.
AUGCUGCGCCGUAUCGUGCGCGUGGCCGCGGUCUUACCCGCCGCGUUCACGUUUGCGCAAGAUCAUGACCUUAAAGAUCCCCAGCAACAACGGCUAGGUGUUGUCGUCCCGGCCUACGAUGGCGACCUCGCCAGGGCUGUGUCGUCGCUCGAGCGAUGGCCCGCCAAGUGCUCGCCCCUGACCCUCGAGAAUGCCGACCUCGUGCUGUACUACGCGGAGGAAGAGAGCAGCGCGACGGCCUCCGCCCUCGAGAGCAUCUCCAGCACCGCCGGCCGCUGCUUCUCGAGAACGCGGAUCGUGUACGCCAACCUUGCGGAAGAGGAUGACAUCUACCCCCAAGGCCCCUCCGUCAUGUUCUACAACAUGUUCCUCGACGAGAGCGUUCGCUCCAGCCUCUCCGGGUACGACGCGCUCUCCAUCAUCGAGUGGGACGUGCUCGUCGCUAGUGACAACUCCUUCGAGGAGCUCUACCACGCCGCGUUCCGCGUGAAUGAGGAGUUCUGGGUGAAGGGCAGCAACCUCGAGGGCACCUCGUUCCACUCGAACGCUGAUGCCAUCGAGAUGUGGCAUGUGCUAGGCCACAUCAACGGCAACGCCAUCUACAACAACGACGACCCCGCGUUCGUCGAGUAUGUGGAGUACACCCGGGCCCGCUGGGGAUACGAGCACCCGUACGACGUGGCGCUGUGGAUGACCAUCUCGGACUUCCCGUACAGCUGGCCUCUCUACCAGCGGUACUCGAGCAAGUUCGUCGUCACCAACCUGAUCUCGUCCGUCGGGUACGAGCACGUCAACCACGACACGGUCUCCGACGCCGUCGCGGGCAAGACUCUGUUCAUCCACGGCAGCAGCGUGGACGAGGGCAACGUCGCGUCCUACGAGGCCACCGAGGGCGACGCCGCUGUCGACGUCGCAACUUCCCAGCGCCAGCUUACGGAGGAUGUACCCAAGUGGCAGGCACAGGAGAAGUGGAGGAACACCAGCGUCCCCAAGUGGAAGCGCAACCAGAAGUGGAAGAAGCAGUACGAGGACUCUUCGGAUGAGGAAGGGUGCAUGGACGGGUGCGAGUACACGAGCAAGGACGGCACCAGGGGACGCGUGUGCGACUCGAACUGCUCCAGCCCGAAUGUGUACGGUACUCUCGGAUGCGGCGCCAAGAACGGAAAGUACGGUGCGGACUGCCGCGCUUGCUACAACGACGACGAGAAGGCCCGCAAGCAGGACACGCCCGGGAACCGCGCGAUCAUGUGCUCGACCAAGAUGCCCGUGGACGUGUACGGCCGCCGCCUGACUCCCGCCGACGAGAGCAACCCUCUCCUUGUCGCCCGUGAUCUGGAGGCCCUCCAGAAGGACGAGGUGCACCGCCAGCUUUCGGAGGAUGUGCCGAAGUGGAGGGCACAGGAGAAGUGGAAGAACAACACGGUCCCCAAGUGGAAGCGCAACCAGAAGUGGAAGAAGCAGUACGAGGACUCUUCGGAUGAGGAAGGGUGCAUGGACGGGUGCGAGUACACGAGCAAGGACGGCACCAGGGGACGCGUGUGCGACUCGAACUGCUCCAGCUCGAACGUGUACGGUACUCUCGGAUGCGGCGCCAAGAACGGAAAGUACGGUGCGGACUGCCGCGCUUGCUACAACGACGACGAGAAGGCCCGCAAGCAGGACACGCCCGGGAACCGCGCGAUCAUGUGCUCGACCAAGAUGCCCGUGGACGUGUACGGCCGCCGCCUGACUACCGCCGACGAGGUGAAUCCUCUCCUCGUCGCCCGUGAUCUGGAGGCCCUCCAGAAGGACGAGGAGCACCGCCAGCUUUCGGAGGAUGUGCCGAAGUGGAGGGCACAGGAGAAGUGGAAGAACAACACGGUCCCCAAGUGCGUAUUUCCUUCGGAAGACGUGGAAGCGCAACCAGAAGUGGAAGGAAGCAGUACGAGGACUCUUCGGAUGAGGAAGGAUUGCUCAAGUUUUCUGUUUUUCACCCACGACAGGUGCAUGGACGGGUGCGAGUACACGAGCAAGGACGGCACCAGGGGACGCGUGUGCGACUCGAACUGCUCCAGCUCGAACGUGUACGGUACUCUUGGAUGCGGCGCCAAGAACGGAAAGUACGGUGCGGACUGCCGCGCUUGCUACAACGACGACGAGAAGGCCCGCAAGCAGGACACGCCCGGGAACCGCGCGAUCAUGUGCUCGACCAAGAUGCCCGUGGACGUGUACGGCCGCCGCCUGACUCCCGCCGACGAGAGCAACCCUCUCCUCGUCGCCCGUGAUCUGGAGGCCCUCCAGAAGGACGAGGUGCACCGCCAGCUUUCGGAGGAUGUGCCGAAGUGGAGGGCACAGGAGAAGUGGAAAAACAACACGGUCCCCAAGUGGAAGCGCAACCAGAAGUGGAAGAAGCAGUACGAGGACUCUUCGGAUGAGGAAGGGUGCAUGGACGGGUGCGAGUACACGAGCAAGGACGGCACCAGGGGACGCGUGUGCGACUCGAACUGCUCCAGCUCGAACGUGUACGGUACUCUCGGAUGCGGCGCCAAGAGCGGAAAGUACGGUGCGGACUGCCGCGCUUGCUACAACGACGACGAGAAGGCCCGCAAGCAGGACACGCCCGGGAACCGCGCGAUCAUGUGCUCGACCAAGAUGCCCGUGGACGUGUACGGCCGCCGCCUGACUCCCGCCGACGAGAGCAACCCUCUCCUCGUCGCCCGUGAUCUGGAGGCCCUCCAGAAGGACGAGGUGCACCGCCAGCUUUCGGAGGAUGUGCCGAAGUGGAGGGCACAGGAGAAGUGGAAGAACAACACGGUCCCCAAGUGGAAGCGCAACCAGAAGUGGAAGAAGCAGUACGAGGACUCUUCGGAUGAGGAAGGGUGCAUGGACGGGUGCGAGUACACGAGCAAGGACGGCACCAGGGGACGCGUGUGCGACUCGAACUGCUCCAGCCCGAAUGUGUACGGUACUCUCGGAUGCGGCGCCAAGAACGGAAAGUACGGUGCGGACUGCCGCGCUUGCUACAACGACGACGAGAAGGCCCGCAAGCAGGACACGCCCGGGAACCGCGCGAUCAUGUGCUCGACCAAGAUGCCCGUGGACGUGUACGGCCGCCGCCUGACUCCCGCCGACGAGAGCAACCCUCUCCUCGUCGCCCGUGAUCUGGAGGCCCUCCAGAAGGACGAGGUGCACCGCCAGCUUUCGGAGGAUGUGCCGAAGUGGAGGGCACAGGAGAAGUGGAAGAACAACACGGUCCCCAAGUGGAAGCGCAACCAGAAGUGGAAGAAGCAGUACGAGGACUCUUCGGAUGAGGAAGGGUGCAUGGACGGGUGCGAGUACACGAGCAAGGACGGCACCAGGGGACGCGUGUGCGACUCAAACUGCUCCAGCCCGAAUGUGUACGGUACUCUUGGAUGCGGCGCCAAGAACGGAAAGUACGGUGCGGACUGCCGCGCUUGCUACAACGACGACGAGAAGGCCCGCAAGCAGGACACGCCCGGGAACCGCGCGAUCAUGUGCUCGACCAAGAUGCCCGUGGACGUGUACGGCCGCCGCCUGACUCCCGCCGACGAGAGCAACCCUCUCCUCGUCGCCCGUGAUCUGGAGGCCCUCCAGAAGGACGAGGUGCACCGCCAGCUUUCGGAGGAUGUGCCGAAGUGGAGGGCACAGGAGAAGUGGAAGAACAACACGGUCCCCAAGUGGAAGCGCAACCAGAAGUGGAAGAAGCAGUACGAGGACUCUUCGGAUGAGGAAGGGUGCAUGGACGGGUGCGAGUACACGAGCAAGGACGGCACCAGGGGACGCGUGUGCGACUCGAACUGCUCCAGCUCGAACGUGUACGGUACUCUCGGAUGCGGCGCCAAGAACGGAAAGUACGGUGCGGACUGCCGCGCUUGCUACAACGACGACGAGAAGGCCCGCAAGCAGGACACGCCCGGGAACCGCGCGAUCAUGUGCUCGACCAAGAUGCCCGUGGACGUGUACGGCCGCCGCCUGACUCCCGCCGACGAGAGCAACCCUCUCCUCGUCGCCCGUGAUCUGGAGGCCCUCCAGAAGGACGAGGAGCACCGCCAGCUUUCGGAGGAUGUGCCGAAGUGGAGGGCACAGGAGAAGUGGAAGAACAACACGGUCCCCAAGUGGAAGCGCAACCAGAAGUGGAAGAAGCAGUACGAGGACUCUUCGGAUGAGGAAGGGUGCAUGGACGGGUGCGAGUACACGAGCAAGGACGGCACCAGGGGACGCGUGUGCGACUCGAAUUGCUCCAGCCCGAAUGUGUACGGUACUCUCGGAUGCGGCGCCAAGAACGGAAAGUACGGUGCGGACUGCCGCGCUUGCUACAACGACGACGAGAAGGCCCGCAAGCAGGACACGCCCGGGAACCGCGCGAUCAUGUGCUCGACCAGAGAGCCGGUCGACGUCUACGGCCGCCGCCUGUCUGGCCACCAGGACUUCUCUCUUGAGCUCGCACGGCUAACGGAAGCCGAGAACAGCGAGGACGAGGACUCGGAGGACGGCUUUGAGCCUCGCGUGGACGUCGAGGUUGGCGGUAGGGAGAAGGCGGUCCGCUUCUUCGAGGCGGCGGCAGAGCGGACGUACCUCGGCGAAGUGGAGCGCGGCAACCUGUGCGCCUUCGUCAGCGGUUGGGCGGGCGAGGAGGCCAUGUGGGAGGUGACCGUGAAGAGCAUCCUGCAGUUCAUGCCGGGCAUGAAGGUGGCUGUCGCUGCUGAGGCGGAGGGACUCGACGCAUACGAGAGGUCCAUGGGCCGUCUUCCCGGCGUCACGGUUUCCGGCACCCAGAACCCCGCCACGGCGACCUUGUACGCGGACAAGUACUGCUCCUUCAGCGAGCUUAUCCUGUACGUCAAGCCGGGGUCCGUUCUCUCCCGGUCCUUCACCUCCAAGGACACCCACUCCCCGCGGGGCGACCUCCUGGUCGUGCACGCGGGCUCUCAGGGGAGCUACCACGACACGGAGCUGAGCCGCCGCUCGGCGUCGGUGCUCGGGUUCGAGGCGCCGUCCUUCACGCAGGGUACCGACCUGAUGCUGCCGGGAGAUGCGAACUACUACCUAAGGGAGGCGCUCGGGUUGAAGAUUGGUUCCGACGGCCUGCAGGGAGACGGAGACGGGGAUGCCGUGAUCGCGCUUCAGAAGUUCGUUGACUUCGACCAGGUCUCCGCCGUCCCUCAGGUGCUGGCCGCGGUCGCCUACUCCCGCGAAACGCCCGGAGUGUGGUUCAUUGACCCCCGUGGUUGGGUGGGCCAGAACCUCUUCAAGGAGGCGUCCAUCUGGGACAUCCCCCUAGUCAAGCCCCGCUUUACCUGCACCAUCGCCGCGGACAAGCUGGACUCCGCAAGCCCCAAGACUGCCGAAACGUUGCAAAGCAGCGUGGACUUUUUUGCGAAUGGCGGGAAGUGCGCCAACGGCCUGAUCGCAGCCGCGCCGUAG